UCUCACACAGAUUUGCGUUUUGAUGGAUGGCCCUCGCUCCAGCACUGUCACGGGCUCACAGCAGCUGCGUGGAUGGCUACGAGUCGUAAUCUACUGCUAAAGCCUUGUCGAGGGAGUACAGGGCGGCGUCAUCCUGGGUAGGACUUCAGCUUUAUCAACUCCAGCGCUUACUAGAAUAGGUACGCCCGAGGUAUGCCUCAGCAGUACUCACUGAUGUCGUAUAUCUUCGCAACGGUUUCUGCUACGCAUAUGCUAGGCUUUCGGUGUUGCAUCGCGGGCAAGUUGCUGGCCGACGGGCCAAAUGCAGUGGAGUCAGGGGCUGCCGACGUGCCAACAGAUGCUCGUAUUCUAUCCCAUGACAGGACUAGAACGGGAUGGAGAAGAAUUCGGCGAGGCAGACUUAAGUAUGUAGAUGCAGACUGGGCGCUCAGCUGCGUUUACUACGACGUGAAGGGCCAAUUAGCAUGCGAUGCCGCGAUGUGGUGGCCCGAGCCCCGUCAUUGCCGCUUACUUUUGGCAUGCCCGCGUCCGCGCACCUGACUUCGAUAGCCAUUUCUGAGCCAUUCUGACCGGGCUCGACGCAGGAGAGAAGAUGGAGCAGCGCUGUGUCCGCAGCAAACAGCGACAGCUUA
Molecule: messenger RNA, 632 nt
Organism: Rhodofomes roseus
Lineage: Eukaryota; Fungi; Basidiomycota; Agaricomycetes; Polyporales; Fomitopsidaceae
Exons: 2
Coding region: 193-540 (115 amino acids)
Source: RefSeq, a predicted model, not a curated record